AUGUAUAUGAUACAGCAAAAAUCCGAGGCACUGUCAUCAGCAGCCGCGUCUAACAAUUCCGACAGUAGCGAUGAUGACGACGACGAAUAUCCUGACGACUCGUUCUUGGAUGAGGAGAAGGCGGAUAAUCUCGAUUGUCUUCAAGUUUCUUCGGUAGAUACCCUCUUUUCUGAUGACCUCGGAACAAGGUCUUCUGGAGCUUUGGUUGCUGGUAAAAAGUCGAAACCUGACAGGAUAAAUCUUCGAAGCCGCUCUGAGCAAGAAGCAGACGAUCGUCUCGACGAUGAAUACGGUGUCAGUCCGUCCAAACUAUCAAGAGAUUCUUCUGGUGGAUUGCAUCUUCCCAUUGCCAAGAUAAAGACAUUAUUUGAUGUAUCCUCAAGUGAAGUUCGCUAUCAUCACUUGGCUCCACCAACCUUUCAACGAAAUACCAGUUCGUCGUCUCAGAAUAAUGGAAAUCUAGUGGAUUUAGAAUUGGCACCCAGCUCACGACGACAUGCGACCGACGUACCCAGCACAGAUUGGGACUUGUCCAAAACGGCAUGGUCCAAUCAUAUCCAACAAAAUUCGUUUGAUGCAUCCAGUCGUCAUCCUGGAGGCGACUGGGAGGCACCAUCGAAUGAAACCAACUAUGAAGUCAGCAAAUGGAAUCGUAGCAUGUGGAUGCGACAUUCCAAAUAUGGGCCAAGUCGACAGUCUUGUUGGUGGUUUUGGCAAAUCUUGAUUGCUAUUGCUGGUGCUGUGGUGUUGAUUGUCCUCAUUUUAAAAUCACGGUCAUGA
This is a messenger RNA of Cylindrotheca closterium, 780 nucleotides long. NCBI's taxonomy places the organism in Eukaryota, Bacillariophyta, Bacillariophyceae, Bacillariales, Bacillariaceae. The record is from the annotation of a GenBank genome assembly.